Molecule: messenger RNA, 927 nt
Organism: Debaryomyces fabryi
Lineage: Eukaryota; Fungi; Ascomycota; Pichiomycetes; Serinales; Debaryomycetaceae
Gene: PNP1
Product: purine-nucleoside phosphorylase
Exons: 1
Coding region: 1-927 (308 amino acids)
Biological process (GO): nucleoside metabolic process
Cellular component (GO): cytoplasm
Molecular function (GO): purine-nucleoside phosphorylase activity
Source: RefSeq, a predicted model, not a curated record
AUGGCUUCAGAAACAAUUUCCCCAAAAGAUUACAAGAAUCUUUUAGAUGAGGCAGCAUUGACUGUUAAGGGGCUCUUGAAAGAAUACCCAGAAUUGAGCCAACCUCGAGUUAUGAUUAUAUGUGGAUCUGGCUUAGGCGGAAUUGCAGAAAUAUUACAUUCAGAUCGUAAAGUGGAAGUAACCUAUGACAAAAUCCCAGGAUUUAGAACAUCAACUGUACCAGGGCAUGCAGGUAAGCUCAUUUUUGGUUUAAUUGGAUCUAAUAAAGUUCCAGUAAUGUGCAUGGUUGGGCGCUUGCAUUUUUAUGAAGGUUAUUCUUUUCAAGAAACAACGUUUCCUGUUCGUUUGGCAAAGCAAUUAGACGUCGAGACUCUUAUUGUAACUAAUGCUGCAGGCGGGAUUAGAACUGGAUUCAAGCCUGGUGACUUGAUGAUUAUUAACGAUCAUAUCAACUUCCCUGGUUUGGCUGGUUUUCACCCAUUAAGAGGACCCAACUUAGAGGAGUUUGGACCAAGAUUUCAACCUUUAUCCGACGCUUAUGAUUUUGAAUUAAGGAAGUUAUUCUUUACUAAGGCUAAGAAAGAAUUGGGAAUAUCUCGUAAUAUUUUUGAGGGUACUUAUUUGUUUGCUGCUGGUCCAACCUUCGAGACUAGAGCCGAAGUUAGGAUGAUUAGAAGCUUAGGUGGUGAUGCUGUAGGUAUGUCUACAGUUCCAGAAGUUAUUAUCGCUCGUCAUUCUGGCUUGAGAGUUUUGGCAUUGUCUUUAAUUACUAAUUCUGGCCUUGGCGAAGAGCCACCUAGUGCGUUCGACGAAAACCCAAAGAAGUUGGACGAAGGAAUGGCUAGUCAUGAUGAAGUUUUAGAGUCUGCUAAUGAAGCUUCGAAAGACGUUCAAAAGAUUUUUGAAGCUACUAUUAAUGAUUUGUAG